ACCCCCGGACAACAAAAAGAGUGAAAGUCAACACUGAAAAAACGUCGACGCUGUAGCCUGCGUCAGAAAAUUGCCCUCUACAUUUUUUCGAUGCGAAAUGAAACCAAACAGCGCAAAUGCCGCAAACAGCGCAAACAGCUGGAGAUGGAUUAAUCUCUGCGCUGCCGAUGAUUGGCCUGUUAGCGAACCGGGGGAGAUUUUCCUCAUAUAAAGCCGCCCUUUGUUUUCUUCUCAUUCCUUCUUCUCUAACAGCGUUAAUAUUCUUCCCUGCAGCGGGAUUGAAUCAACUCAGAUAUCUAUGUUACUCGCUAUGGUGACUGUUUAAUAAACAGUAUCUGACAGCUUCCAAGCUACGGGAUUAAUGCAUUCCGUCAGCUGCUCGGCAGACUUGCAAAAAUG
This is a messenger RNA of Aspergillus welwitschiae, 399 nucleotides long. RefSeq lists its product as uncharacterized. The coding region runs from base 117 to 317 and encodes 66 amino acids. NCBI's taxonomy places the organism in Eukaryota, Fungi, Ascomycota, Eurotiomycetes, Eurotiales, Aspergillaceae. The transcript has a single exon. The record is from RefSeq and is a predicted model, not a curated record.